AUGACUUCUGGCACCUCAAAGGGUCCCGGUGAUGAGGCGACUAGUUCAUACUUUGAACACUCCACUGCAAAACGAAUCAAUACCGACUCGGUCUUUACUUCUGCUCUGAAGAAGCAGUACCCUGGGCUUGACCUCAUUGUGGUCCCAGAACAUCGGUGUAAUCUGUUGGAGUAUGCUGCCGCCGGCCACGCCACUUUCAAUGCCAUUCACGACAAGGGCGAAGUUCCUUCGUCACUUGAAGUAACCGUCUACCUGCCACCAUCUCGUCGUAUGGACGGCAAUAAAGGACAACUGGCUGAGGAGAUCAUCUUUGGCAAGUUCCUCUACCAAUGGCAAGGGGAAGAAUUUGUCAUCUACUUGGUCGACGGUCGUGAUGGUGCCGAAGCGUAUCCGCAGCUGAGGAACUACUACAUCCUGACAUUAAACAUCCACAAAGCCGAACAGCUUGUACUUGCCGCCGGUUCUUGGGCAAGUGAUCUCCAUGAUGAAGUGUGGGUUUUUGACCAAGGCGGGUUUGAAAAGGACAGAGAGCUCUGGAAGAGCGCUCAGAAAUCGACAUGGGAUGCUGUCAUCCUGGAUCCAGACAUGAAGGAAUUACUCAUCAACGACCACAUAUCUUUCUUUGAAUCUAAGCAGACGUACAAGAACCUUGGCGUUCCAUGGAAGCGAGGACUCAUCUAUCAUGGCCCGCCUGGCAAUGGCAAAACUAUCAGUAUCAAAGCCACUAUGCAUAUGCUGGCAGACAGAACCCCCUCCAUACCCACUGUGUACGUCCGCAGUUUGGAAUCGUGGAUGGGACCCCAGUACUCUCUUCAUGUCAUCUUUGAAAAGGCUAGGGAGUUUGCGCCCUGCUACUUGGUGUUUGAAGACAUUGAUUCACUUGUUACACCCAUAGUAAGGAGCUACUUCUUGAACGAGGUCGAUGGCCUCAAAGAAAAUGAUGGUAUAUUCAUUAUUGCCAGCACCAACCACUUGGAACUGCUGGACCCUGGAAUUUCGAAACGUCCAUCUCGUUUCGAUAGAAAGUAUUAUUUCCCUGACCCAAAUCUUGAACAACGAGAGGCAUACUGCCACUUCUGGCAAAAGAAACUCAAGUCCAAUAAGGAUAUUGAAUUCCCUGAUGAGCUAUGCAGAGCCAUUGCCGAGAUUACAGAUAAAUUCAGUUUUGCCUAUAUUCAGGAGGCGUUUGUGGCGGCGCUUUUGGCCAUCGCUGGGCGGUCUAAGGAAAAGUUAACAAAGCCGAGCUGCGUGGAUGCUUGGAUCCUGGUAGCCGAUGAUCAAGUGUCUGAAGAGAUACGAGAAGCAGAUGAUCUGAACAAACUUGAGCUUUGGGUUGAGAUUAGGAAGCAGGUCAAGAUUCUCCGUGAAGGUAUGGAGGACGAGGCUGAUGCGUAG
Fusarium poae is the source of this 1395-nucleotide messenger RNA. RefSeq lists its product as uncharacterized. Gene Ontology annotation, biological process: protein import into peroxisome matrix. Lineage: Eukaryota; Fungi; Ascomycota; Sordariomycetes; Hypocreales; Nectriaceae. The record is from RefSeq and is a predicted model, not a curated record. The transcript has 2 exons. Gene Ontology annotation, molecular function: ATP binding; ATP hydrolysis activity. Gene Ontology annotation, cellular component: peroxisomal membrane; cytosol. The coding region runs from base 1 to 1395 and encodes 464 amino acids.